AUGACAGACCACGAGGUGCAAGGAGUGUUGGGCAUGCAGCACUCCGAGAAGCGACAAUGGAGACCCUAUCUGCUUGUUGUUAUGGGGACGAAAGGCAGCCGUGGCAGUGGUGAGUACCAUCCUUUCGCUUUCGAAGAGAACAUGGCUGACUUGGCAUUCAUUCAGUCGGCCGCUAUCAUCAUCAUAGCAGGGGCUAUUCUGGCCGGAUCUGUGCACGUCGCGCAAUUCAUUGUCUUCCGAUUUGUAUCGGGUGCUGGGUAG
Molecule: messenger RNA, 261 nt
Organism: Fusarium musae
Lineage: Eukaryota; Fungi; Ascomycota; Sordariomycetes; Hypocreales; Nectriaceae
Exons: 2
Coding region: 1-261 (86 amino acids)
Source: RefSeq, a predicted model, not a curated record